AUGUGCGCGCCUUCUUGUGAUUGUUUGAAGGUUGUGACCGAUGCUGCUGCCGUUCCUGCAGACGAUCUGCUGGGGAAAAGUGCCAGACGUCCUAUUGGCAAUCAAAACACGCGAGCGUUCUGCCUGCUAAUCGCUGGAUACAUAGAUGAGCAGAUUCGCAUUCCAAUUACUAAGAGACAAGGCGUCAGCAACUCCCAUUCCAUUGGGGCGCCUUCGCAAGGAAUGGUGCUGUCACUGAAGGAAGCAUUGCGGCAACUAGUGGUGAAUGAGUAUGGCUCGCGGGGAGACGUUUGCAGGGAUGGGCUUAAUUUUGCGGUAUAUGGAGCUUCUGAACAUAAAAGCACAUCACACCGUAUCAUGCGUGCCUGCGAACACCUGUGUGUAUUGCCGAAGGGGUGGGAUGAUGGAAACUAUAGUGCAGGAGAGGUACAGGACGUGUUUGAUACCACGAGCGCACUGAACGGAGUAAUGCUUCUUCUGAGAGAAAUUGGUGACCUCCGAAGGACCGCUGCCGUGUACAGGCGGCGGUGCAUGAAAAUACUCAUGGUGCUACGAAAAGGGUCUGUACAGAAGAGUGAGGAGACACAGUCGAUCCCUGAUGAGGAAUGUGCUGAGGAUGUUUCGAGGCAAGACGUGUGUGACGGCAACUGUAAUGAGGCUCGCAUGAGCAAAGUCUUGGUGGAAAUGAGGAAACUGAUUACCGAUGCUCUGAAGGAUCCAUAUGCCGCUUCAGGAAAGCUGCGCAGCGCACUAGAGCAGUGCUGUGAGAUGAUUCAAACAUGUAGUUCAGAUAUGGAAGUCUCUUGCCGGCACCAAUCAAAAAAGGUAACCACGAACACAGCUCCUGUUUGCACAUCUGAUAGCAGUACGUCAUUCGGUGAGGAAACGUCAAGCUCUUCAGAUAGCACCGUCGAUAUGUGUACUGCAGCUCACGCUCCGACUAUCACCAUCACUAGUGGGCACGUUGGCUCCUCGGGUAGGGUGAUUUCAACCAAUACGCGCAGCAAUGUGUACGCCGAAUCCGAUCCUGAUGCCGAGUCACCGGAAAAUGUGAGGAAAAAGAAGAAACGGCCCCUCCCGGUGCUCCGCCCGGCCCGGCUUAAUCCCCUGUCGCAACCUCCACAACUUUCUUGCAAUCCCCUCACUGGAGGUACCCGCCAAGGUAACUUCCUUCCGCCAUGCAUAGCUACGCAUUGGGGAGCAAAACAGCAAUACAGUGUUGAACGGAGUCGAAAUCGUGUCUCCUGGGAGACUGACGCCGGUGCUCGUGUGAUGCCUCGUAAUGAUUCUGUCAAUACCAUGGCCGGUGCAGUUUCCAGCGGUGGCACGUCGGAAGGAAAAAUACCAUUGAGUAACUUGCGUGAAACUGCAGAUCAGCUGAUUGCAAGGAUCGAGCGAGCCCAUGCCCAAAAAAGGUGGCAGCGCGGAUGUGUUGACGUAUCGGAGGCCCAUGUGUACUAUGAAGAGGCGCACGAGUAG
Trypanosoma brucei brucei TREU927 is the source of this 1479-nucleotide messenger RNA. RefSeq lists its product as hypothetical. NCBI's taxonomy places the organism in Eukaryota, Euglenozoa, Kinetoplastea, Trypanosomatida, Trypanosomatidae. The coding region runs from base 1 to 1479 and encodes 492 amino acids. The transcript has a single exon. The record is from RefSeq and is a predicted model, not a curated record.